This is a messenger RNA of Condylura cristata (star-nosed mole), 5138 nucleotides long. It is a transcript of the gene RAB11FIP4, whose product is annotated as RAB11 family interacting protein 4 (class II). Gene Ontology annotation, biological process: endocytic recycling; regulation of cytokinesis. The transcript is spliced from 15 exons. The record is from RefSeq and is a predicted model, not a curated record. NCBI's taxonomy places the organism in Eukaryota, Metazoa, Chordata, Mammalia, Eulipotyphla, Talpidae. Gene Ontology annotation, cellular component: endocytic vesicle; recycling endosome membrane; cleavage furrow. The coding region runs from base 196 to 1857 and encodes 553 amino acids.
CGCUCCGUGCGCCGCCUGCGCGAGGUGUUCGAGGUGUGCGGCCGCGACCCCGACGGCUUCCUGCGCGUGGAGCGCGUCGCGGCCCUCGGACUGCGCUUCGGCCAGGGCGAGGAGGUGGAAAAACUUGUGAAAUACUUGGACCCCAACGACCUGGGGAGAAUCAACUUCAAGGACUUUUGCAGAGGGGUCUUCGCCAUGAAAGGGUGCGAGGAGCUGUUGAAGGACGUGCUGUCCGCAGAGAGCACAGGGACGCUGUCCUGCACGCCAGAGAUCCCUGACUUCGUGGAGCAGGGCAGUGAGGUGCCCACCUAUGCUGAUGGCGAGCUCGUCCCUGUCUUCUUCCCCGAGGAUGAGGAGGAGGCCAUGAUGCUGGCCCUGCCCGAGGGCCCCCCAGAGUCAGACAUGGACAGCCCCAUGGAGAGCACCCAGAGCCUGGAGGGGUCGGUCGGGAGUCCCGCCGAGGAGAAGGAUGGGGGACUCGGGGGCCUCUUUCUGCCGGAAGACAAGGCCCUGGUCCUCACGCCGUCCGUGACGACGUCAGACCUGUCCACACACUCCACCACCUCGCUCAUCAGCAACGAGGAGCAGUUCGAGGACUACGGGGAGGGGGACGACGUGGACUGUGCGCCCAGCAGCCCCUGCCCCGAUGAUGAGACCAGGACCAACGUCUACUCGGACCUGGGUUCUUCAGUGUCUUCCAGUGCGGGGCAGACUCCGAGGAAGGUGCGACACAUGUACAACAGUGAGCUGCUGGAUGUUUACUGCUCUCAGUGCUGCAAGAAAAUCAACCUGCUGAAUGACUUGGAAGCCCGACUCAAAAACCUGAAAGCCAACAGCCCCAACCGAAAGAUCUCCAGCACAGCCUUUGGACGGCAGCUCAUGCACAGCAGCAACUUCAGCAGCAGUAAUGGCAGCACCGAGGACCUGUUCCGGGACAGCAUCGACUCCUGUGACAAUGACAUCACAGAAAAGGUCAGCUUCCUGGAAAAAAAGGUGACAGAGCUGGAAAAUGACAGCCUCACCAAUGGGGACCUGAAGAGCAAGCUAAAGCAGGAGAACACUCAGCUGGUGCACAGGGUGCACGAGCUGGAGGAGAUGGUGAAGGAUCAGGAGACCACUGCGGAGCAGGCCCUGGAGGAAGAGGCCCGCCGGCACCGCGAGGCCUACAGCAAGCUGGAGAGGGAGAAGAACACUGAGCUCGAGCUGCUCAACACCAGGGUGCAGCAACUAGAGGAAGAAAAUACUGACCUUCAAACUUCAGUGACCCGUCUUAAGUCGCAGGCGGAGAAACUGGAUGAGGAGCGGCAGCGCAUGUCCGACCGGCUGGAGGACACCAGCCUGCGGCUCAAGGAUGAGAUGGACCUGUACAAGCGCAUGAUGGACAAGCUGCGGCAGAACCGUCUCGAAUUCCAGAAGGAGCGGGAAGCCACGCAGGAGCUCAUCGAGGACUUGCGGAAGGAGCUGGAGCACCUGCAGAUGUACAAGCUGGACUGCGAGCGGCCUGGCCGGGGCCGAAGCUCAUCCUCUGGCCUGGGCGAGUUUAACGCCAGGGCCCGAGAGGUGGAGCUGGAGCAUGAGAUCAAGCGGCUCAAACAGGAGAAUCAUAAGCUGCGGGAUCAGAAUGAUGACUUGAAUGGACAGAUCUUGAGCCUCAGCCUCUAUGAAGCAAAGAACCUCUUUGCCACCCAGACCAAAGCCCAGUCGCUGGCUGCCGAAAUAGACACAGCCUCUCGCGAUGAGCUCAUGGAAGCCCUGAAAGAGCAAGAGGAGAUCAACUUCCGGCUGAGGCAGUACAUGGACAAGAUCAUCCUCGCCAUCCUGGACCACAACCCCUCCAUCCUGGAGAUCAAACACUGAGACCCCAGGCUGGCUGCAGAGAGGCCUCAGGACCAGGACCGAGGAGCACUCCCUGCCUGAGGAGGGCCCUGGUCGGGCCUCCCUGCACACUCUCUGUGCCUGGCCACCACGUAGCGUGUACCGGUGUGUAUGUGGGGGGCGUGCACACAGCAAGGGGUGGGCGCGGGCCGAGACUGUGGGUGUGUGUGUGCAGCUGGCUGUUCGUGUGCUUUGUGGUCCCUUUGCAGAGGGUCCAGAGGUGGGAGGGGGCGAGCCCUGCUAUCAGGAAUUACUGUAAUAACAAGAGCUGGAAGCUUCUGUUUCAGAUACUGGAUAAAAUGAUUCUACCUCUGGGGAUAAGGAUUAACAAUACUCUGAGUAGUGGCUUUUACCACUCCUGUGCCCUCUGGGAAUGGGAGCAGAAUCAGGACCAGGAGUCCCGGGGCCCAGCAGCCAUGUCCUCACCAGCCUCUUGGACCACUUUCAAGCCCAGGUGCUCCAACUCAGAGGAGGAAGGGGCUUCUGCGCCCCCUCGCUGGUGCCCUCUGAGAGGCUCAUGUGCAGGGCGUUGCAAGGAGCAGACUCAAGGGAGCCGGCCUGGGGGUGACCUACAUGCUGAGAGUUCUUGGCAUUUUUGGCAUUCUCCAUACACUUGCCCAUCUCUGCUGACUUACCUCUCCUUUCUGUUAUGUUUUUAAGAUGAUUUAAAAAAAAAAAGCAGCAGUUACUUGGACAUAUAAAAUGCAGGGACUAAAGGGAAGGAGAAAGGGGCUAAGAACAGGGAGUCUCAGGCACACGUUGGCAUCUCCCAACCAAAGACAUGACUUUCCAGGUGGCGCCCACUCACCUAAGCCCGCGCCCCUUGGUUGCCUUUUGAGAGGAAGCAGCCAGGGACUGUCUGGGUGGCUUCCUCAGGCUUGAGUGGGCCUCAAGCGCAGUUUUCUGCAGGGCCUGGGGCUCCGGCUCUCAGAAUAGAGCUCUGGCUCGCUCAGGAGGGCAGCGAGGCCUGUUCCAGCUUUUAGAAACAGCCCCGCCAGGGAGCACUGCAAAGGCCUUGCUGCUGGGGCCGCUUGGGGAAACUGCUGGGAACCCUCGCCUGCCCUUGUGGCUCCUUGUGGCGUGGUGGGGGCCAGGCUCGGGGUUCUCAGUGGUGCGGCGGGGGCCAGGCUCGGGGUUCUCAGUGGGCUCUCUCAUGCGAGGUGUCCGGUACUGGUGUGGCACUUUCCUGGAGUUUUCCAGUUUAUCUCAAAUUUUGUAUGACUUGUGAUCAUUUCCUUAGUCCAUUAAUUUUAUAUGAUCCAUAUGUAUGGAUUAUGUAGAGAUAGAUAUAAACAUGAGAGUCUUGCUUCCUCCCUAUAGUUCCCCGAUAGAAAUGUGUGGCGAGGAGAGUUGGGGCAUGUUGGGAAGGGGCACUGCGGCCGAGGGGUGUCCACGGAGAAGAGAGGGCACAGAGGGGUGAGGUGCCUGGGGACUUCAGGUGCUCCUGCUCGAGGGGCCGGGCUGUGGGGCUGGUCUCAUUCUACCGGUCAGCUUUUUGCCUUGGUUGGAUUUUGCAAGUUCUUUUUUAGGUGUGUAUACGGCAUUUGUCUCAUGCUGCAAAUAAUGGGGUUGCGUUGGUCUGACCUGUGAGUGCAGCUACCGCACCGGGAAGACUGGGCCAGGAGUCAGUCUUUGGGACUCUGGAGUCCCUUGAGGGUCUGAGCAGAAGCGACAGUGGGAGUAAGGUAUGGAGAGUGUUUCUCGCGGCGAAUUUGCUACCAGGAAGGAAUGGCCACAAGUGAAAGGAGAGGAAAGAAAGAUUCUGACUUGGCUUUUCUGUGGGUUGUACACCGGUAGGGGUCCUGCAGACAGAGGCCAGCCAGCUCAUCCCAGGGUGAGCACUUCACAUGCACUUUAUAUAAAAUGCUACCUUUAGCUCCAGGGGUAUGGAUUUUAGAGAAGCCCGAAGAUCGGGAGUCACAGACUCGCAAGGGAAUCUCUGCCAUAGGGGAACGAGGGCGCGGUGGGAAAAGCCGUAUGCUUACCGCCUCCCUCCUCUAGGGGGCGCCCGGGAACGGAUUCCUGGAUACGCAGGGAGUCUGAGACGCCCCUCUCCUCUGGCCCUGGUAAUAGGUCUUUGUAAUGAGGCUCAAUUCCCCGUGAUACACUCCUCAAGUCCGACCUUUCUUCAGCCAGAGUACAUCUCUGACUUUUUAAGAUCCUGUGUCUUUUUAAAAUGCUCUCGUGUGCUUGAAACCUGGGGGCAGGGAGUGCUGCGGAUGGUCCGGGGUGCAGCCAUGCAGCGCCUGGGCAGGUUCCAGAGCUGUGCCUACUCUGCGUACAGGUGAGCAGCCUGUGUCUGUCUGUCUCCUUCCCUUUUGGUUGGGCUUUCUCUCUCAGUGGGGCUUCUAGGCUUGCAGGAUGCCCUGUUAAAUUUGAAUUUCAGGUAACAAAUUUUUGUGUGAAUGUGUUCUGUGCAGUACUUGGGAUCUAUCUUCAAGUGGGGAGAUUUUUUAAAACCCUACCGGGCUGACCCCAGAGGUCCUGAUGCCUUGGUUUGGGACGGGAUGUGGCCCCAGGCUGGGAUGGUGCAAGACCUCCCCAGGUGGUUGCAGUUUAACUGAGUGGUCUGUGGGAGGUUUAUUCUGGCCUUUUUUUUUUUUUUUUUUUUUUUGGCUAAACCUAGCAACUCUACCAAGUAGGGAUUAGCAGAAACUGGUUUAGGGAGCUUUUCCAGGGGCGGGCGUGGGGAGGCAGCAGACUCACAUUUUUCACGGGCCACCCUUGCGUAAUGUCAGAGCCAGGCAAACCUUGUUGGACUUUAUUUAUUCACAUAUAUAGCAGAAAAUGAAGCACCUACUGGACCACACAGGCCCUACUCUGUGGAAAGUUAAAAGAAAAAGCUCUAGGAAAAAAAAUUAUUUCAAUUUUGAAUUGGUCAGAGUCAGCCCUAAUUAUUUUAUUUUAAAUUUGUAGAUGGAGAAUUUUCAGAGGAAAAUUCCUUUAUCGUGACCUCAUUUCUGAUCUGUUGAAAACACAAAGCUCAAGGACCUCCCAAAACACAUGGAAGUGCAGCUGACUUGGGCUACACAUUGGAAUCACCUGGAGAGAAUGAGCCAAGGCUGCUGACUUGCCGAACUGCCAGAGGCUCAGGCCUGCCCAGGGCAGGGUGCCCCGAGCAUCUGUGUAAAGAGCUCCCAGGUGGUGCUAAUGCGCAGCCCAGUCCGAGCCUGGUCCCAGAAUGUUGCUGGCAGAGGCAGGGAUGUCCCUGGCUUCUCUUGCUUUGAUGUCAGAUGUUAAGAAGGUAGCAGAUCCCUGCCCUC